Molecule: messenger RNA, 898 nt
Organism: Rattus rattus (black rat)
Lineage: Eukaryota; Metazoa; Chordata; Mammalia; Rodentia; Muridae
Product: prolactin-8A9
Exons: 6
Coding region: 30-749 (239 amino acids)
Biological process (GO): female pregnancy; positive regulation of receptor signaling pathway via JAK-STAT; positive regulation of cell population proliferation
Cellular component (GO): extracellular region
Molecular function (GO): hormone activity; prolactin receptor binding
Source: RefSeq, a predicted model, not a curated record
CAGAAAUUCUGCUUAGGAUCUCCUCAGUGAUGGAGCUGCCAUUGAGUCAAGCUCACUUCUGCACAUUCCUGAUGCUUGUGGUUUCAAACAUGCUGCUGUGGGAGAAAGCGUCAUCCAUUCCUGCAUGUCUUGCGGAAGAGGGUGGCUGCUGGAACCCCAUUGUGGAAACAUUUAACAGUGCCAUGCAGCGAGCUGAAACCCUCCGUAAUCUUGCUGACCAAUUAUAUACAGAGCUUUAUCGCAAUCAAUUCUCAUCUGAACAAUUUUUGGCUCUUAACUCAAAACUGAUUAGGAAGGAUAAGACUGCUGUCAGAGCUGGAACAUACUGCCAUUCGACUCUCUCAAACUCCCCAGAUGGGGAAACUGAGCAUGCAGAUGAAACCGAAAAAUAUUUAAAAAUGCUGAUCAAUUUUGUGGGUGCCUGGAUCAGCCCUCUAUACCAUCUAGUGAUUGAAUUGAGUGCCAUGCAAGAUGUCCCUGAAACUAUCCUCUCAAAAGCCACAGAUAUUGAAGAGAACAAAAGAGAACUCCUGGAUGACCUUAAGUGGAUACUCACCAAGGUCUAUCCUACAGCAGAGAUGAAGGAAGAAUUUCCCAGCUGGGAACAUCUUUCAUUCUUAAAAUCAAGUAACAAAGAUUCUAAAUUUUUGGCAAUGUUUAAUCUUUCCAAAUGCAUAUACGAUGAAACAUACUACAUUCUAUUUUAUCUUAGAACACUGAAGUGUCACAUAACUAGAAAAGAUUGCUAAGUCUACACUGUCUGCUUUGGAAAUGUUGUUGAGUUGACCAUUGCUGAGAAGUUUCUUUUAAUUGUAUAUCUUUUGAAUCCAUGUGUGAGUAUAGUGGGUUUCUUUUUAAAAAAUAAAAGCAUUCUCUUUAGAAAUUUCCAAAUAUUAAA